AUGACGGGAUUGUCGCCAGACUACGAUUACUUGUUCAAGCUCUUACUGAUUGGUGACUCGGGUGUCGGUAAGUCGUGCUUGCUGCUUCGUUUCGCCGACGAUACCUACACGGAGUCGUAUAUCUCGACGAUCGGUGUGGAUUUCAAGAUCCGUACCAUUGAGCUUGAGGGCAAGACUGUGAAGCUGCAGAUCUGGGAUACCGCCGGUCAGGAGCGCUUCCGCACCAUCACCUCGUCGUACUACCGCGGCGCUCACGGCAUUAUUGUCGUGUACGAUGUCACGGACGAGGCGACGUUCAACAACGUCAAGCAGUGGCUCCAGGAGAUUGAGCGUUACGCCUGCGAGGGUGUGAACAAGCUCUUGGUCGGCAACAAGGCCGAUCUGACCAGCAGCAAGGUGGUUGACUUUGAGACGGCGAAGAAGUUUGCUGACGAGCUCGGCAUUCCCUUCCUUGAGACGAGUGCGAAGGAUGCGACGAACGUCGAGCAGGCGUUCUUGACGAUGGCCAAGCAGAUCAAGGACAAGAUGGGCACGUCGGCGAUGCAGGGCAACGCUGCGAACGGUGCCGGAAAGUCCUCGCUUAAGGUCGGCCAGGGCCAGAGCGUCCAAGCACCAGGCCAGGGUGGCUGCUGCUAG
Messenger RNA from Malassezia pachydermatis, 636 nucleotides. Its product is annotated as gtp-binding protein ypt1. Gene Ontology annotation, molecular function: GTPase activity; GTP binding. The record is from RefSeq and is a predicted model, not a curated record. Lineage: Eukaryota; Fungi; Basidiomycota; Malasseziomycetes; Malasseziales; Malasseziaceae. The transcript has a single exon. Bases 1 to 636 code for a protein of 211 amino acids.